Messenger RNA from Zootoca vivipara (common lizard), 8302 nucleotides. RefSeq names its product BMP binding endothelial regulator (gene BMPER). Lineage: Eukaryota; Metazoa; Chordata; Lepidosauria; Squamata; Lacertidae. The record is from RefSeq and is a predicted model, not a curated record. Gene Ontology annotation, molecular function: protein binding. Gene Ontology annotation, cellular component: extracellular region.
GAGAGGGGGAGAAGUCCGCCUCCCUCCGCCGCCUCUUCAUCCCCAGCAGCAGCAACUUCCCUGCCCGGCUCCCCGCCGCCGCCUCCUUCUCUCCUUGCUUUGCAGUAGCAGCAGCCGCCGCCGCCGCUCCUCUUCUCCCGGGGACGAUGCUCUGGCUCGUCAGCUGCAGCAGCUCCCGAGCCGUGUCCCCGCGGCUCCGCUCCCCCGGGCUCACCUCCUUCGCCGCCUGGCUCCUGCUGCACCACCUGGGGGCAGCUCCCAUGGCCGGGGCUUCCUCCUUCCCCACAGGUUCUGUUGCAAAAUGUGAAAAUGAAGGAGAAGUACUACAGAUCCCCUUUAUCACAGACAAUCCUUGCAUAACGUGCAUUUGCCUGAACAAGGAAGUGACAUGCAAGCGAGAGAAGUGCCCAGUGCUUUCUAAGGAGUGUGCUCUGGUCAUAAAGCAGAGAGGGAUGUGCUGCGAGCGAUGUAAAGGUUGCAGUUUUGAAGGAAAAUCAUAUAACAGCUCACAGUCAUGGCAGGUCUCGGACAAACCAUGUAUCAUGAAUCAGUGUCAGGAAGGAGUGAUAACAGAAUCUGAGAUUCACUGCAUUGUUCAUUGCAAAAACCCUUCAGAGCAGCCAGGAAUGUGCUGCCCCACAUGUCCAGGUUGUACAUUUGAAGGUAGACAUUACCAUGAAGGUGAGGAAUUUCAGCCUGAAGGGACCAAAUGCGUCACGUGUGCUUGUGUUGGUGGCAGGACACAGUGCGUACAGGAAGUGUGCCCCAUUCUUUCAUGUCCCCAGCAUCUCAGUCAUACUCCAUCCGGACAGUGUUGCCCAAAAUGUUUGGGGCAGAGGAAGGUGUUUGAUCUCCCAUUUGGAAGCUGCCUCUUUCACAGUGAUGUUUAUGACAAUGGAGCCUCUUUUGCAUACGACAAUUGUACUAAGUGUACCUGCAGGGAUUCCACUGUGGUGUGUAAGAAGAAAUGCUCACCUCCUGGAGAUUGCAUUAAAGGCAAAGAGCAGUGCUGCAAGGAGUGUGUCUCGUACAUGUCCCCAGAGAAAACAAAAGUCUGCAAGUUUGGCAACAAGAUCUUCCGGGAUGGAGAGAUGUGGUCCUCCGUUAACUGCACCAUCUGUGCUUGUGUGAAAGGCAAGACUGAGUGUCGCAAGAAGCAGUGCAUUCCAGUCAGCAGCUGCCCUCAUGGAAAGAUCCUCAACCGAAAAGGAUGCUGUCCCAUUUGCACUGAAAAGCCCGGAGUUUGCACUGUAUUUGGAGACCCCCACUACAACACUUUUGACGGACGGACAUUUAACUUUCAGGGAACAUGUCAGUACGUUUUGACGAAAGACUGCUCCUCCUCUACCCCGCCCUUCCAGGUGCUGGUGAAGAACGAUGCCAGGCGGACUCGCUCUUUCUCCUGGACAAAAUCUGUAGACCUUGUGCUGGGCAGCAGUACCAUCAGCCUCCACCAGCACCUCACAGUGAAGUGGAACGGGACACGCAUAUCCCUACCUUACGACACGCCACACUUUCACGUCGACUUGGAAGGCUACCUCUUGAAAGUGACAACCAAAGCAGGCCUGGAAAUCUCUUGGGAUGGAGACAGCUUUGUGGAAGUCAUGGCUCCACCGCAUCUUAAGGGCAGGCUCUGUGGCCUAUGUGGCAACUACAAUGGACACAAGAGAGAUGACCUGAUCGGAGGCGACGGGAAUUUUAAGUUUGAUGUGGAUGACUUUGCCGAGUCGUGGCGUGUGGAGUCAAAUGAAUUCUGUACUCGCCCUCCAAAGAAACAGUUUCCAGAACUGUGCCAAGGAACAGUGAGAGUGAAACUCCGCGCCCAUCGGGAAUGCCAGAAACUCAAAGCAUGGGAUUUUCAGACGUGCCACUCAACUGUGGACUACACUACAUUUUAUCGGUCCUGCGUGACAGACAUGUGUGAGUGCCCUAUUCAUAAAAACUGCUACUGUGAGUCCUUUCUCGCCUAUGCUAGAGCCUGUCAAAGGGAAGGUCUGAAAGUUCACUGGAAACCUGAGCAAAAUUGUGCUGCCACCCAGUGUAAACAUGGUGCAGUCUAUGAUACCUGCGGUCCUGGAUGCGUGAAAACAUGCGACAACUGGAACGAGAUUGGUCCCUGCAAUAAACCGUGCAUUGCAGGCUGCCACUGCCCUGCGAACUUAGUCCACCACAAAGGAAGAUGCAUCAAACCCAUUCUCUGCCCACAGCGGUGACAUUCGCUUUUAUCCACAAGGACAUUGUAACUGGUGGCUUUUGGUAGCCUUUCUAAGCUCACAGCCAAUGAAGGACUUUCAGUGCUGGCUGGCAGAUUUUGCAAAGCACUCUCACAAAGAGUGGGGGGAAAUAGGUGUGCCUAUAUAUUUAUAUGUGUAUAUGGAUAUAUAUAUAAACACUAGUGUAUGUUGAUACAGAGAGAGAAAGAGAGAGGCGCGGUAAGAUAAUUUUAAGACUCUGGACUUCCCAGGAUUACGGGUCCUCCCCUCCUACUUUUGAUAGUAAUGUAUAUUCUCUGAAUUAUAAAAGUUACCCAGACCUGCUCAUUCUGCUACAUGUGAUCCUGGACUUCUGCCCCCAAAUCCUGGCCCCGAUGGCACCCCUAUGUGUGUGUGUGUGUGUGUGUAUUGUGUAAUACCAUGUUCAGGGAGAGCAGGUGUAGAGAAAUAAAUGGUCAUACCCUUGGUAUCGCAGGACAAAAGAAAUGGCAGCAGCACCUGCCACUCCCCGUAACAUGAGGCCCACAUGAUCAAAUACUCAACACAAUAGCCAUAGCAUAAACAAUUCCAUACAAUGCCCAUUGAAGCAACAGGUCACCCCUCACUUCUCUGUCCCACCUGCAUUGGCUGAAAUGCAUAUAGGCCCCUGGGAUAUAGUAGCAUCAGUCCUAGUUUUAACUAUAUAUACCCACAUACACAUACAUGUGCGCACACAUAUGAAAAUAGGCAUCAUUUAUAUAAACCAUGGGACAUGGGUGGCACUGUGGGUUAAACCACAGAGCCUAGGGCUUGCCGAUCAGAAGGUCGGCGGUUCGAAUCCCCGCGGCGGGGGUGAGCUCCCGUUGUUCGGUUCCAGCUCCUGCCCACCUAGCAGUUCAAAAGCACGUUAAACUGCAAGUAGAUAAAUAGGUACCGCUACAGCGGGAAGGUAAACGGCAUUUCUAUGCGCUGCUCUGGUUCGCCAGAAGCGGCUUAGUCAUGCUGGCCACAUGACCCAGAAGCUGUCGGCGGACAAAUGCCGGUUCGUCGGCCAAUAACGCGAGAUGGACACCGCAACCCCCGAGUCGUCCACGACUGGACCUAAUGGUCAGGGGUACCUUUAACUUUACCUUUAUAUAAACCAUAGAAGGAUGAGUUAUUAUAUGUAUAUUAUUUUGCUAUAAAGUUUACGUAUUAGUGUUUCUGUUAAAAUAAGGCAGGUGUUUGAUGGCAUGAUGGCGCCCACUGAGCCAUCGCCUCCGAGUUUCCAUGGCGUCUCCCAAGGCCACAAGAUUUCCACAUAAAGAUACUAUUAGAUUCCGAUUUCCGGAUACAUAAGAAACAGGUGUUAUCUGAAGUUAGGAUUUAUCCAGGGAUGACUCAGGUUUCCCACCUCAGACCAGCCUCGGGUGAUUGUUAAGAGCACCUUAAAUUAGCAAAGAACCCUGGGCUUGGAGAUUAUGCAUCACUGGUUUGUUCUGGGGUUCCUUGAACAUCACUUUAGUUGGCGUAACAUUUAAAUGAACCCAACCACAUGCAUGGGGGCAGAGGAUGUAGUUCCCCACCACCAGGCACGUAGUGUGGGGAGGACCGGGAGGCUCAUGAUUUUGAGGGGGCGCGAGCCAGUCACCCCCAAGCAGGAAUCCACACCCUGCCUGCCACUGAGGUUCUCUGGGCCCCAGAACCCAGCCUGGCCUGGCCACCACACCCCCAGCCCCCUCGCUGAAUGGACGCCCAGCUAGUUGGGUGUGUGUGUGUGUGCAACAGCUCUCUCCCUUGUGGUUUUCAGCAACAGGUAUUCAGAAGCAUGUUGCCUCCAACAGUGGAUAUAGAACACAGCCAUCAAUCCUGCUUGCACUGCUCAGCUUUUUGUCCUUCUGGACCAGACAGCAGCCGAGACAUGUACAGAAAGGGAUGCGUAGCGCAUGCAGCAAGAGACUCAAAUAUUCACUGUGCUGCAAUUCCUAAGAAUUCCUCAGCCGUUUCCCACAAACGUGUUUUGUGCCAGGUGAUAGCUAUUCCCUGCUACCUGAGAUGGGAAGAUUGUUGUUCAUGCUGAGAUAGGAAGAUUAUUGUUCAUGCUCAAAUGUUUUGCUUCCUUUCAAAAGGAAAAAGAAAAAGUGGAAGAACUUUGUUUAUCACAGAGAACACCUCUGUACUGUACAGGAUGAGUAACAAAAAGGAAAAACAAAAGGUGCUUAUUUAAAUAUUUAAAUGCAUCUACCUGUAUAUGUUAUGUUUGAUAGCCAUGGAAAAUAAAUAUUAAAGCAACAAAAAAGAUUUGCGUCAGACAAAGACCUAACCAUAGGCUUUCAGUUCAUCUCAUAAACAAUUUUGGAAUUUACUUUUUUUUUUUUAAAAAAAAAUAACCAUUAAAUAAUAUGCCUGUUUGAGUUGGAACAGAGGUUUGAUUCAUUAUAAACAUAUUUGCUGUUUUGAAAUUCAUAAAGGAAAAGGGGUUUCCUGUGAUUCUCUUCCCAACACCUAGAAGAGCUUUUUUUUCUGGCAUGCAUGUAUUAAGUCCCAGCACAGAGCAUAAAAUGUGAAAUCUGAUGCAAGCAAACUUUUGGGCCUUUCCCAACUUUAGCAGCGUGGAAGUUGAUGCAAUGUGGCUUCUUUGUAGGACCAGAAGCACAGAGUCAUUCAGGGGAUAUUCCCAACCCCCCAGAGAAGAUUUAGGUGUAGAGGUGUUCCACUGAGCAAAUUGAACUCUGGUUUGGUUGCAGACAAGCACAGCUGAGUAUAUAUCCUGCCGAUGUCUGCAAAUGCCCUCAUGAUUUAUUUAUUUUAUUUUUUUAAAAAAAUUACAUUAAUAGUAUGCCACCGGCACCAAGACAAGUUAAUGUGGCCUUACAUUUUAAUAAUGACUAAUGAAAUGAAAACUAAUCUGGACGCUGGGAAAGAAAAUGCCACAUAAAUUUCAGACCACACUGGACCUUAAGGGUUUUUAAUUUUUUUUUCUCUGAACAUCAAGUUUCACUUAAAAUAAACUGCAUCAGGUUAACAAGAUGUAAAUCCAUACAAUUCAGUUUGAAUGUUUCAAGGUAAAGUCACAUGUUUCAAAAGCUGGUUCCAUUACUAGAAAUAAAAGCCACCAGAAGGGCUUUCCUUUGAAAUGCUGUUAAGGCAAAGGUGAAUUGCUUCAAGCUGUAUUAAAAAUGCCUAUUUUUAAUACCGCAUUGAAAAUCCGCUUUGUCGCCCCGCCUAUUUGGAUAAAGGCAUUGGGUUUAAAAAGUUAUUAUUUGUUUAGGUUCAAGGCAACAGAGGCUGUAGGAAUGUGCUUGUAAGCUUCUUUUAUCUCACACAUUUCACUACUUGGAGUUGGUUCCUUAGCUUAUGGUGAGGCAUAAUCUGAUCUCUGUCAACUUGAACGGCUUUGUAAAGUCUCUGUUUUGAAUAUUCUUACAAAGAUCUGAACUUCAUGUAAGCCAAUGGUUGCAGCUAUUUUUGUUUUAAAGUCAACGCAUACAAUGGUGUAUUGUUUUUAAACACAGUGACUGGGCUUCAUCUUCAUUUACUGAUUCAGAUAAGAUACCUGUGAAUAUCACCUGGCAGAUGAUAAAGAUUUAGCAAUUCCUUUAAAAUACUGCCUGAGUCGAAUUAUUGAUGUGUUCUUCAUCUCAGCAGAUAAUAAAUGCAGACUACCCUUUUGAAUCGUACAAGGCAAUCUUCCAAGUUUUAUAGUUCAUAUUCAUCAGCUAUUAACAAAUUGUACACAGGACAUUUACCAAACAAUAGCAUCCCCAUUUUGUUUUGAAGGUAAGUUCAUUUGCCAAAUGAUAAGAGGGACUUUUACUCAAGAGGAAUGGUGUACUUAUAAUUCUUGAAAUAAUUUCACAUUGAUUUCUGCAAAUUGUGUAAAGCACAGGAUGCCCGAGGCCUUGUCCACCAUGUGGACAAACCAUGGUGUUUUAUCUUCUCAGUGUUUUUUUUGCAGGCCAGCAGAGAUAUUUAUUGUGAAUUGAAAGUGCCUUUCAUUUGCAAAGCCAACCAGCACUUUUACAAUAGGCUAUGUCUCCUUGCUAUUGAUUGAAUCCUAAUUUUAUAUGUGGUUAAGUUAUUCAUGGAGGAAUCAACGUUAGUCUGACUGGUGCUCUUUAUGACUUCAAAUGUGGGCCACUGGUUUUCAGCUGUGUAAGGCGGUUCUUGUAGGUGCAAUGAGCUGCAAAGUUCCUCGUCUCUGAAUAGUCUGAACAGAAAUUAAGCUCAAGAAUAUUUUGGUACACUGUACUAUAGAACUGCUGGUCCGUUUAGAAAUAUUAAGAUAUAAGAAACAACAACCCACGCAGAGCCCAGAACCUUGAAGUGGCAACAUUUAUCUUAAUUUCCUUCAGAACUUUGUUGGUUUUUAGUUGCUUAUUGGCAAAUGGAGAAAUCAUUGAUUAGUAGAUUGGGAAUAAAAGUCACUUUCAAGGUCAUGCCAGGAAAGGAAAGAAGAAGCACAUUUUGACUUUAAAUGUCUUCGUCCAUUUGUCUUAAACAAAUAGGGAAUCUCACUCACCAAUCACUGAGAGGCAGAUCCUUUUUCUACAGGUUGAAUCCAUAAUUUUUAAUUAUGCACCCGUCAGUUGUAAAGUGGGCAGAGGUGACAGGAAAUUGAAUAAAUUAAUCAAAACAAUCAUUUAAAUUCCAUUUUGGGAUGCUGCAUAACAGUAUUUCUGUAGAUAGAAAUUCUUCAGAGUUGAAGAUUGUUUUCAAAAACACCUUUUGAUUUUUUUUAAGGUGAUUUUUGUGUAUCUAUGAAAUUAGAGUGAUCCCAAUGAGUUUAGAUUUCAGUGCUCAAACCACUUUAAUGUGAUCAUUAGAUGAUUUGGUGACUGUGUGGCUUUGUAUUUUUAAAUCUUGCAUUUUCAAGCUUUUUCUGAAAACAAAGAUUUUUAGGGCAGUGGUCAUAAUAAAGCUUGUGUUUCCAAGCUCUUCCACCAGGAAAAAAAUAAUAAUUUGUGUUUAUGUUCUUUAAGUCUGAACUUUGUGUAAUAAACUUCCAGUUGCUGGAGUCUUCAUCCAUUGGUGUAAACAAAUAAUGAUUGUUUUAAAAUCAUAGCACAGGAAAGUGUUUUCUAUGCAGUAAUUUCAUCUUGGUGACAAAUAUAUAGAUGUCUGUUCAGGAAAGUGGUACAUUUUGCUCAUUGGUUGGAGAAAUAAGAUUUCAUUUAGAGAAUCUCAAAACUUCUUCCAUUUGGAAUCCAUACAUUUCCAUGCUAUCUGAGUUUUAUUGUAUUAUUGGCCUUUAGUCAUUGUUGGUUUAAAUGUAAUUGGCUUAAUUUACAUUUAUUUUCCAGCUUCAUUCAUUAAUAUAAGAAUGUUUCUUUGUUGUCGAAAAUGUGCAGUCUCUUCGCUUUGCAGAUGUGUGUCCUUUACCUUUUUUUUAAAUAGAAAAUAUUGUUGUUGUUUUUUAUAUAGGCCCCAUCUUGUAAUGCAGUUAUUUUUACUGUUCAUGUUGAAAACGAUAGGCAGGAAGGUUUUGAAAAAUUACCUUUGCAUUGAAUGGUGUACAAGUGUCUGUGUCUCUGAAGAUUGUCUCUCAUUGAAGAUGCAUGUAAACUUGUUUGAUCUGAGUUUCAAUGAUCUCGGUCCAUUUAUUUAUAAAGGCUUCCAUUCUUUUUAAUUGCCUUAACUAUAUUUCCCCCCAAAUUCGUGAGCCAGACGCUGCAAGGGAAUAGGUUCACAGCGUAGGUAAAAAUGAUCCUUUUCUUUACUAUGUUGAAUGAUUAGUUUCAUCUCUCCGCAAACAAUCUGAGGUUUGUGUGCCACUCUGGAUCUUUUCCUUGCAGGCUUAAGCUGUUAAGUAAAUGUUUCCUUCUUGGUGGGCAAAAAGUAGUUUGGCGAUGGUGGAGAAUUCUGCGGCACAGGUAGAUGGAACUGAUGUUGCUGAAGGAGAAUGGGUGAAUCUGUGGAUGGGCAGGCAAAGAUCCCGUUGAGCUCUGCCCUUCCCCAGGCAGGGUUGUCCUAGCGGGAAUGUUGCAGGGCAAAGGCACACUUCUUGUAGGCAGCAUAAAGCAGGAGGAUGGCUCGCAGCAUUUGACGGCACAUAGCCAUCGCCAUGCGCACUUGUGGUUCGCGGAGCCCAUGAGGCCUGCGCUGCUGGGGACUGAUGACUUGGCAGAAGG